AUGUGUAACUUCCAGCUGAGUGAGGGGGGCGAGGUGCUGAAGCGUUUCAGUGAGGUGGAGGCUGUGUGUCUGCAGGCCCUCAUGGCUGACCCCCUGCGUCCGUUUGUACCGCAGUACCAUGGCUCGGUCAACAGGGGGGGUAACAGUUACAUCCGCCUGGAGGACUUACUGAGUGGCCUGAAGAACCCUGUCAUCAUGGACUGCAAGAUGGGCGUGAGGACAUAUCAGGAGGAGGAAUUAACCAAAUCACACACCAAGCCCACCCUGAGGACUGAUAUGUACCAGAAGAUGGUAAAGGUUGAUCCAACGGCUCUCACUGUGGAGGAACAUGAGCAGCGAGGCGUGACGAAGUGGCGCUACCUGCAGUGGAGGGAUAACACCAGCUCCACCUCCACACUAGGCUUCAGGAUUGAGGGCAUCAUGAUGGAGAACGGCAGCGUACAGCGGGACUUUAAGAUGCUCACCCCAGCCCAGGUCACCGAGGCCCUCCUCUCCUUCACCAAGAGUCAUCUACACAUCCUGAAGGCCUACCAUUCCAGACUUCAGGCUCUGGAUGGAGCCCUGAAGGAAUCCCCAUUUUUCAAAGCCCAUGAGGUGAUUGGCAGCUCGCUCCUCUUCGUCCACGACUGGACCAGUAAGGCCAGCAUCUGGAUGAUAGACUUUGGGAAGACCACCCCGUCGCCCAGCACUGUGCAGCUGAGGCAUGACGUCCCGUGGGCCGAGGGGAAUCGGGAGGAUGGGUACCUGAUCGGGCUGGCCGCCCUCACCUCCCUCGUGGGUCAGGCCAUCAGCCAGGCAGCCUGCAGACAGGAGGAGAAGCAUGGAGAGGAGCUGGGCAGUGUCGCACACACCCUGCAGGAACAGGAACACACACAGACUAAAAGUCAGGGUGGUCAGGGCGAGGCAGCACAGAAUGAAGAUACUUCUGAUUGAAGAAGAGAGGCCACAUCAGGACAAUAUUCACAGGAAUGUGUUCUCUAAUUUACAUGGAUGAUGUUUGUGGAUAAUUGCAAUAGACACUAUUAAUGGAUAGAAUUAUCUUAACUGUUUAGAAAUAGGACAAUAUUUUUUAUAUUUUUCACAAU
Messenger RNA from Oncorhynchus mykiss (rainbow trout), 1085 nucleotides. RefSeq names its product inositol-trisphosphate 3-kinase B-like. Gene Ontology annotation, molecular function: inositol hexakisphosphate kinase activity. NCBI's taxonomy places the organism in Eukaryota, Metazoa, Chordata, Actinopteri, Salmoniformes, Salmonidae. Gene Ontology annotation, biological process: phosphatidylinositol phosphate biosynthetic process; inositol phosphate biosynthetic process. Gene Ontology annotation, cellular component: cytoplasm; nucleus. The record is from RefSeq and is a predicted model, not a curated record.